Molecule: messenger RNA, 543 nt
Organism: Symbiodinium natans
Lineage: Eukaryota; Dinophyceae; Suessiales; Symbiodiniaceae
Source: the annotation of a GenBank genome assembly
AUGGUCGUGUGGGGUUAUCCGGUCCUUGAGGAGUUUCCAAUACAGGUGUUGGCAGUCGUGAUUUGGUCCAAGAAAGUGCUCCUGCAGAUCUUCAAGAAGGCCUUCGACGCGCUCACGCCCGGUGGAGGCCUUGUGGUCUUCAACAGUUUUGCGAAUGACGAUAUGGACGGUCCCGAGUGGGCCGGGCUGGACAGUGUAUACUUCCAGGCUGUUCCCGUGACCUCGGGGGGCUACAUCUGGUCCAUGGCUCAGGUGGAGGGCUUCUUACGAGAGGUCGGCUGCGAGGCUGCAUUCCUCUGGAGGUCCGCCGAGAAGGAGACAAUCCGGAUGAAGAGGAAUUCCGUGCUAAUCCUGACUAUGACGAUGUCCAGCCGCGUCUUCACCCGCGAAGCCGCGGUGAAACCUGCGUACAGACAGGCUUCCGCCCAGACUGCCUUGCUGAUGAGCUUGGUGCAGCCCAGGGAGUACUACCAGGUACAGCCAGACUUAUGCGGGGCAUCGCUUUCGGCGCCCUCCAUCGAUGAGGAGUUCACAUCAACGUAA